Molecule: messenger RNA, 181 nt
Organism: Ilex paraguariensis (yerba mate)
Lineage: Eukaryota; Viridiplantae; Streptophyta; Magnoliopsida; Aquifoliales; Aquifoliaceae
Source: the annotation of a GenBank genome assembly
AUGCACGUGACUCACAAGCCAGGAAAUCCUUUCAGUAUGUGGGAGAUAGAGAAGUUAGCAGAGGAGGCUGGGUUGCACUUGGUUGAAGAAGUAUAUUUCACCACACAGGAUUACUCGUGUGAUGAAAAUAAAAGAAGAGAUGGGUAUAGAAGCAAUGACACCUUCCUUGUUGGACAAUGCA